AAUAGGAAGUGGUCUUGAAGCGGGGGUAGGGUGGCUGCGUGUUUCCGGAAGACGUGGCGGCUCUCGCCUGGGUUCCCUCCCAGUCUCAUUUCUCCCGACUCAGCUUCCCACCCUGGCCAUUCCGAGGUGGUUCCGCCACUGCCCUCACCACUGCAGCCAUGAUCUCCCUAACGGACACCCAGAAAAUUGGAAUGGGAUUAACAGGAUUUGGAGUGUUUUUCCUGUUCUUUGGAAUGAUUCUCUUUUUUGACAAAGCACUACUGGCUAUUGGAAAUGUUUUAUUUGUGGCUGGCCUGGCUUUUGUAAUUGGCUUAGAAAGAACAUUCAGAUUCUUCUUUCAAAAACAUAAAAUGAAAGCUACGGGAUUUUUUCUGGGUGGUGUGUUUGUAGUCCUUAUUGGCUGGCCUUUGAUAGGCAUGAUCUUCGAAAUUUAUGGAUUCUUUCUCUUGUUCAGGGGCUUCUUUCCUGUGGUGGUUGGCUUUAUUAGAAGAGUGCCAAUCCUUGGAUCUCUCUUAAAUUUACCAGGAAUUAGAUCAUUUGUAGAUAAAGUUGGAGAAAGCAACAAUAUGGUAUAACAACAAUUGAAUUUGAAGACUCGUUUAAAAUAUUGUAUUAUUUAUAAAAUCUUUUGAAGAAUAUUCAGCACAAAAUUAAAUUACAUGAAAUAGCUUGUAAUGUUCUUUACAGAAGUUUAAAACGUGUAGCCUACAAAGUAUCAACAGCAAUUAGCAAGGAAGCGAUGAGAACAGGCUUCUAGUCAAGUGACCUGAGAAGUCCGCAAGCAGACUGAGGGGAGAGGAAACCCCUGUUACAAUGCAGACUGAAACUCUGAAGGCUAUUUGAAUUGUUUUUCCACAAGGUGUGCGAAACACAGCCAUCUUUAGAGAACUGUGAUGCCUGUUUCUUUUCUUUUUAUUUUGAAAGCUCAGGAGCACCCAUAGGAAUUGCUUUUUAGAAUAUCUACUACAAUGGCAAAAAUAUUUCCAGUUGCACUGUGUCUCUGAAAGUGAUGCAUGAUUGGAUUGAAUUAUGUCAUUUUAAUGUAUUCAAACCAAGGAAAACCCAGUUUUGAUGUACAAAUCACAUUUUUUUUUUUGUAAACAUGGUUAAAAUAAAACUUUUGUCAGUCUUCUGGAUCUUGCUAUUU
Messenger RNA from Otolemur garnettii (small-eared galago), 1147 nucleotides. RefSeq names its product golgi transport 1B (gene GOLT1B). The coding region runs from base 159 to 575 and encodes 138 amino acids. Gene Ontology annotation, biological process: endoplasmic reticulum to Golgi vesicle-mediated transport; retrograde transport, endosome to Golgi. Lineage: Eukaryota; Metazoa; Chordata; Mammalia; Primates; Galagidae. Gene Ontology annotation, cellular component: membrane; endoplasmic reticulum. The transcript has 5 exons. The record is from RefSeq and is a predicted model, not a curated record.